AUGGAAGAUCCAAUAACUACACAUAGUGAGAUUAAUAUGGUGUUUAAUUCUGAACAAGAGGCAUAUGAUUUCUACAAUGGAUAUGGAGGAACAAAGGGGUUUAGUGUUAGAAGAGAUUGGGAACAUAAGAGUAUCAAAGAUAACAAGACCAUUACAUCAAGGGUAUUUGUAUGUAAUAAACAAGGAAAAAAGAAACUAGACAAGAGAGAUGAUAACAUUGUCAAGCCUCGAACGGAGAUAAGAACUGAUUAUCUCGCACGGAUGAGAAUUAAAUUGAAUAUUGAUGGGAUGUACAAUUGCAUUGAAUUUGUUGAAGAACACAAUCAUGAACUUCACUUGCCAUCUACUAGGAAUGUUUCUGAAUUUCAUGCAUUUGAAAUUGAUCUCGCAGAUGACUCUGGUAUUAGACCUAAGGACAUGUUUAAGUACAUGAGUAGGGAUGCAGGUGGCAACAGAGCAUUGGGCACCUAA
Macadamia integrifolia is the source of this 471-nucleotide messenger RNA. Its product is annotated as protein FAR1-RELATED SEQUENCE 5-like. NCBI's taxonomy places the organism in Eukaryota, Viridiplantae, Streptophyta, Magnoliopsida, Proteales, Proteaceae. The record is from RefSeq and is a predicted model, not a curated record. Bases 1 to 471 code for a protein of 156 amino acids. The transcript has a single exon.